Messenger RNA from Medioppia subpectinata, 999 nucleotides. The record is from the annotation of a GenBank genome assembly. NCBI's taxonomy places the organism in Eukaryota, Metazoa, Arthropoda, Arachnida, Sarcoptiformes, Oppiidae.
UAUCGAUAUCAUCGAGCUGUACAUCGAGAAUGCGCGAUCGGCUGCGGUAACCUUGCGCAAAUUCAAGGCAAGUUGUUCGACUUAAAAGAUUCGACCGAUGCACCGCUCUUUAUGCCCAACCCUAUACAGAUUCAUAUCACCAUGGCCAUUACACCAACCCCGCUAACCUCAAACAGCGCAUUUAUGGCCCGGUAUAUGGCACUGGAGCAACCGGCCGACAAAAUCCAGGUCACCUACGUGUACAUGCAUCCGGGCAACGACAACCUAGCGCAUUAUUGCGGCAAAACCAAAGUGGUCGACUUUGUGCCCAAACACCCCGACGACUUACCCGUAUGGGAAUCGGGGCUACUUACAAACCACAAUGAAGAGAUACUCCUACGGCCGGUGCGACUAUACAAAGACCCAUUCAGGGGCGGCAAUAAUAGACUGGUCUUAUGUGAGACAUUGGACAGCGAUAUGAAACCCCAAACGUAUAAUCACCGGCACAGUUGUCUGGAGGCCAUGGAUGCGGCCAGUGGUCAACACCCGUGGUUUGGCUUUGAACAGGAGUAUAUGUUGCUGGAUGGUAAUGACAGGCAAAGGCCACUGGGCUGGCCCGUGAACGGCUACCCGGAACCGAGAUCUGCCCCGCAUGUAAUGUAUCAUGGUGCGGUCGGCGCUAAUAAUCAAUACGGUAGGGAUGUUAUGGAGGCCCACUUCAAGGCCUGUCUGUACGCCGGCGUUAACAUCAGUGGCGAGAAUGCCGAGGCUCAGCCUUCCCAAUGGGAGUAUCAGGUGGGUCCGUGCGAAGGCAUACAACUGGGCGACGAUCUGAUAAUGUCUCGGUAUAUACUGUUGCGGUUGGCCGAAGACCUGCACAUUGGGGUAACCUUUAACCCGAAACCUGUAGAGGGCUGGCCGGGUAACGGCGGUCACACCAACUUCAGCACUGAGGCCAUGCGCCGGGAGGGAGGGGUAGAGGAGAUUAACCGGGCUAUUGAGGCCCUCAGCAAAAGACAU